AUGUCGUUCCGUGAACUACGAAGUAACGAUGCGGCCAAGUUUGCGUGUAUGUGCGUUGAAAUACAGGCGGUGAAAUGUGCAGGUUUCGUGGAGAUGUUGCGCCAGCUCGGCUAUCCGCAGAACAUGUCGAUCGACCACUUUCGACGUCACGACUUUUACGCGAUGGCACACGUCCUUUCGUGGCUGAUUGAGCAACGCGAGCUAGCGGCACCAAUCCGCCAUAGGAUCGACCCGAAGAGUCACAUCGAGCUGCAGAUCGCCACCGAACAGGAUCGCGUGAUCUUCGUGAAAACAGCCACCCAGUUUCUGGUCGAACAUCUGGACAUACGAGUGAAUCCACAGAAACUGUACCAGGCGAACGUGUACGCCGUGCAGGAGAUGUUGAAGGUGGCAACGUUUCUUUACCGAGCAGUCGACCAAAUGGCUGAACUGUCGAUUUCAAGAGCGUUGUCCACGGAAAUUACGAACGCGGCCGUACAGGUCUAUGACUUGCUGUCGGACGAGUUGGAAAUGAGGGAAAAGAGAACGGCGGCACUUGCGAGACAGGUGGAAUUGAAUGAAGUGGAAGCAUAUUUGAAACUCUGCUUGAAGGCAGCUCAGCAGGAAAUAGAAGACCUUAAAGCAAAACUGGGUGGCAUAUCUUCUGACGAAUCGAAUCUUGACACAAAAAUAGAAAGGAAGAAAGCAGAUUUGGACCGACUACAAAAGAGACUGAUUCAACUGCAGUCGGUGAGGCCUGCCUUCAUGGAUGAAUACGAAAAAUUAGAGAGCGAAUUUCGGAUGGUCUAUGAUCAAUACGUUGAAAGCUUUUUGAACCUUGCCUACCUGACUGCAGCACUCGGUGGAAAGUCCGGCGAACCAGUGACAACGGUCGAGGUUUCUCCUACCAACAGCAAGUUGAACAAGCAAGAUAGCAGACCGGGACAGCCUGUGCACGAUGUAGAGCGAGUUCCCAUUGGAGAAAGCAACAUCGAAAUUUGGAAAGAGAAAAGAGAAAGGCCACAGAUUUUAACCUCGGUUCCGAGUACGGAAGUUUUUGAAAUGGAGUCAGAAGCAAUGGGUAAUGACUCGAGCAAUGAAUAUGAAGAUGAUGAAGACGACGAAUUACUACUCGAGUCAGAAUAUCAAGAAACAAACGAGUUACCUUCCAAAGAGGUUGGAGCCCCAAUCAGAGCUUCGGAUCAACUCAAUGAGGACGAAGAGCACGGCUUGUCCGGCCUAAAGGAUUCACCCCGGCUGCAAAGCGAGGAAACUGAAGAGUCUGAACAUGAAUUUGAAAUUAUAUGA
Molecule: messenger RNA, 1287 nt
Organism: Soboliphyme baturini
Lineage: Eukaryota; Metazoa; Nematoda; Enoplea; Dioctophymatida; Soboliphymatidae
Source: the annotation of a GenBank genome assembly